CUCCCCCCCGGACUCCGCGCCGCUCUAGCCUGUAUGGAUCCUCCUCGCUGAUCCGCUCAGCCGCCCGCAGCGGCGCUCCACCACCCUCAGGGUGCGCGUGCGCGGCAGUGGCUGGCCGCUCGAGUGCUCGCCGGCGCGGUCCCGCUCUCCGCCCGCGUUCCCCGGGCAACGACGCAGGCCUUGGCGAUCCACCGCCAUGGACGAGCCGUCUGGCCCGGAGCUUCGCCCGGCUCGUGGCUGCCUGGGUGCGGCCGGGCCGAAGACCUCGGGUCGCGCGCCUGGGGCGCCGGCGGCGGCGGCGGCGGCCUGGACGCGCUUCUCCUCCUGGUUGGAGUGCGUGUGCGUGGUCACCUUCGACCUGGAGCUGGGUCAGGCGCUGGAGGAUUGCUUCAGCUCAGGAUUUUGAGACCAGCCUGAGCAAGAGCAAGACCCCAUGUCUACCAAAAAUGGAAAAAACUAGCUGGUAUACCCGAGCGGCUUCCGGCUCACAGACAAGGAGCAGUAUCUGCUACCUGUCCUUUCCUGACUCCCACUCAGGCUGCCUCGGGGACACUCAGUUCAGCUUCCGCAUGCGUCAGUGUGGAGGGCAGAGGAGCCCAUGGCAUGCCGAUGACAGGCAGUACAACGGUGGGGCCCCUGUUUCACUGCAGAGGGAGCCAGCACACUACUUUGGCUACGUGUACUUCAGGCAGGUGAAAGACAACUCUGUGAAGAGGGGCUACUUCCAGAAGUCUCUGGUGCUGGUAUCCCGUCUGCCCUUUGUCCGGCUCUUCCAGGCACUGCUGAGCCUGAUGGCCCCCGAGUACUUUGACAAGCUGGCACCCUGCCUGGAAGCUGUUUGCAAUGAGAUUGACCAGUGGCCGGCCCCUGUGCCUGGACAGACCCUGAACCUACCUGUCAUGGGAGUUGUCAUCCAGGUGUGCAUCCCCUCCAGGGUGGAUAAACCUGACUCCAGUCCUCCCCAACAGCUUGACCAGGAGAUGCAUUACCAGGAGAACCUGUUGCCAGCCCCACUGGUCCUCACCAGUGUCCACGAGCUAGACCUGUUCAGGUGCUUCCGGCCUGUGCUGACCCACGUACAGAUGUUGUGGGAGCUCAUGCUCCUCGGGGAGCCCCUUGUGGUCUUGGCACCCUCGCCUGACAUGUCCUCAGAGAUGGUGCUGGCCCUGACAAGCUGUCUGCAGCCCCUCAAGUUCUGCUGCGAUUUCCGCCCCUACUUUACUAUCCACGACAGCGAGUUCAAGGAGUUCACAACACGCACGCAAGCCCCACCAAAUGUGGUCCUGGGAGUCACAAACCCUUUCUUUAUCAAAACUCUUCAGCAUUGGCCCCACAUCCUCCGGGUUGGGGAGCCCAAGAUGUCAGGGGACCUUCCUAAGCAGGUCAAACUGAAAAAGCCUUCAAGGUUGAAGACCCUUGACACCAAGCCAGGCCUCUACACCUCGUACACGGCUCACCUCCAUCGGGACAAGGCGCUACUCAAACGGCUAUUCAAGGGUGUGCAGAAGAAGCGGCCUUCAGAUGCACAGAGUGUGCUGCUGAGGCGGUACCUGCUGGAGCUCACACAUAGCUUCAUCAUCCCCCUGGAGCACUACAUGGCCAGCCUCAUGCCCCUGCAGAAGAGCAUCUCACCCUGGAAGACUCCCCCCCAGAUCCGCCCCUUCAGCCAGGACGACUUCCUACGUGGCUUAGAGCAUGCAGGGCCCCAGCUCACCUGCAUCCUCAAGGGCGACUGGCUGGGCCUCUACAGGCAGUUUUUCAAGUCCCCUCAUUUUGACGGCUGGUACCGGCAACGGCAUAGAGACAUGACCCAGAAGCUGGAGGCACUGCACCUUGAGGCUAUUUGUGAGGCGAACAUUGAGAGCUGGAUGUUGGACAAGUCCGAGGUAGAGGUUGUGGACCUGGUCCUGAAACUUCGGGAGAAACUGGUGCGGGCACAGAGUCACCAGCUCCCUGUGAAGGAGGCGACACUGCAGCGGGCUCAGCUGUACAUAGAGAUGGUCAUUCACUCCCUGCCCAAGGAUCUGCAGGCUGUCCUGUGCCUCCCUAGGACAGGGCUGGGGUCUGACUGAGCCUCCCUCCCCCAGUGAUGGUGGCCCCUGGUUAAGCACAAGACCCUAGACCUUGGCCCCCAGCCCGGGCUCCAGGCUCCCUCCCUGUACUACCAUUGUCCUAGCAGUAAAUGUGACAUUUGGAACUACAGCCUGGCCCCUGACUAUUGGGGGAUUAUGUGUUGGCAGAGACUACCCACCCACCCCCCGUGCCCAUCUGCCCAGGCCUUAUAUGUUGUGUUUGAUGUGUCCUUUAGCCCCAGUAGGCUGCCAGCCUAGGACAGAGGGAGGCAGCUGACAGGAAGGCCCCUCACACAGCCCACCGCCCGUAUUGCCUAGAGAUGGGGGGGAUAUCUUGCCCAUGGUCAUUGACAUGAGAGGAGGAGAAGCUGCUCUGCAUUGGGAGGAGCUCUGCCUAACGCCCAUGCUGCCCCUCUGGGCCCUCUGCUUGCCCAGGGCUGUGGUUAGUUGGGGGUGGGGAGUGGACAGGGGCAGUAUGGGCCCAGCUGGCCCUUGGAGCGUCCAUCCACAGCAUUGUCCUGGUUCCCACUCCCAAGACACCCCACCCGGCACCAACUCCAUAGAUCCCACUCUGGGUUUGGACAGGCUCUCUAGUGGUCCCCUUGUUCCAUCCACUCACCUGCAGCCUGACCCUGCCUCCCCAACUGGAGCCUCCAUGGCUCCAGGAGUCUUAAGAUGCCACUGAGCUCCUUGGUGAGAGAUGAGAGUCCCUAAAAGAUGCCGCCUCUGUAUUAUAUGCUCCCCCUUGUGUGACACCUCCAAACAUUAGGCCCAGCAAGUUAGAGGGCUGUCAUCUCUCAGCAUAUGGUGACAGCAUUAUCCAGGCCUGUGGGAGCGUGGACAUUCGGGUGUGGACCCAGAGCUUCAGCCAGGUGCCAGCUCAGCAUCACCCACUGUAUGCCUGUGGGUAAGGUUGGCCACUCAGACCCUCAGAUUUCUCAUCUGAAAGAGCAGGCCUAUGUGGAUGCCUGGCAGGGCAGCUGCUGAGAGGGCCAUGGAGACUGGGCUGUGCAAGGCCUGGGCAGAGUGCUGUCCAUUUCCCUAUGCCUAGGCCCUUGGUGGGGUGAGCUUGCCCAGGGCUGGGGGAGGGUUUUUUCCUUUUUUUCUGAAGCCCCCACCCAGUCCAUAGAUGGAACCCUUCUCAGUGGGGCUUUGGAAGGUGUCAUGGGUUUGUUGGUUCUCACUCAUCCUCCUUAGACCUCGUCCUGUAGUGAGACAGGGUAAAUCUAGUGCUUGCUGACAUCUUCCCACACACAGCUUGGCUGAGUACUGGACAGAGGGGCCACCUGUCCAUAUGUGCCAGGCACUAUUCUUGGGACUUUGUACACGUGGCCUUGUCUACCCUGACCAUGGCCUAGAGCAGCCUGUCACUGUCCCCAUCAUAGGCCCAGAAGAGAGUGAUGAAGGGGGGCAGGUGGGUCAGACAGAGUGGAGGCAGAUGGGUGUGGUUAACCUGUUGUUUGAAAGGGGCAAACUGGAGAACCAGGUGAGAAUGGGGUCCACAUGCAGUGCCAGUCUGUUCUGCCUGUUAUGGGGGGUUGACUUCCCUGACAAGAGCAAGGUCUCUAGGAGGCUUUCCACAGAUGCCACCACCUUGUCCAGCUGGAACACUGACCUGCACAGGAUAGGGCUGAGGAGAUGGCAGAGGUCCUGGAACUCACUGCUUUUGAUCAGGAUCCUUGACUAAAAACCCACCCAGUGGUGGUUGGGCCUGAGCCCCCUUGGACCUGCAUGGCAAGAUGUGGAAGCUGCUCAUGAUUGUGACCCUACCCUGAGGAGUCUUCCCCAGAGUGACUCUAGUAUGUGCUUCCCUAAGCUGUUGACUCCUCACCUGGCUUUCUGCAAUGGCACUGCAGGGGAAGGGCUACAGGCUGGCCUGGCCACUAUUGGUCCAGGAAUGCAUAACCAGGUUUCCCUGGACCCCCAUCUUAGGCAUGGACGGCAUUCCCCACAGCAGACUCAUCCUCCAUACCAUUGGGAGUAGGAGUGGGGGAGGACAACUGGCAGCAUUCCAGGGCUGAGGGGUAGAAGCUGAAGGGAGCUUCUUCCUGAGGGCCUGGGAAGGUCUGAUCGGGCCUGUGCUAAAGAAGGAGGGUUAGUGUCACAGCCCAGAGUAGAUGGGGACCUGCUGGCUCCAUCCUGUCCCUCAGAUGGCCCCUUGCUGCCCCAGGGUCAGGUCAGCUCUGAGUAAGGAGUGUCUGGGGUUGGGUUGUGGGGACAGGCAGUAAAGAGGGAGGAAGUAGGGUGGGGGGCACAGCCCUGGGAAGAGGAGAGGGCUGGGGCAGGCCUGGGAUGGGGCCAGGGAGGGGCUUGGGCUGAGGAUGAAGUUGCAAGUGGGGCCUGCUUCAAGGGCAGGAAGGGUAGCUCCUCUCCCUCCAGCUUCCUGCCUUCUAUUUAAAGGUUCCUUUUCAGUCUGGAAUAGUGGCCUUCCCACAUUUUUUGGUUUAUUAAAGUGUCCUUUUGUGA
Messenger RNA from Nycticebus coucang (slow loris), 4538 nucleotides. It is a transcript of the gene DENND6B, whose product is annotated as DENN domain containing 6B. NCBI's taxonomy places the organism in Eukaryota, Metazoa, Chordata, Mammalia, Primates, Lorisidae. The record is from RefSeq and is a predicted model, not a curated record. Gene Ontology annotation, molecular function: guanyl-nucleotide exchange factor activity. Bases 447 to 2072 code for a protein of 541 amino acids. Gene Ontology annotation, cellular component: recycling endosome. The transcript has 21 exons.